Podospora anserina S mat+ is the source of this 666-nucleotide messenger RNA. RefSeq lists its product as uncharacterized. The transcript has a single exon. The record is from RefSeq and is a predicted model, not a curated record. Gene Ontology annotation, molecular function: acyltransferase activity, transferring groups other than amino-acyl groups. NCBI's taxonomy places the organism in Eukaryota, Fungi, Ascomycota, Sordariomycetes, Sordariales, Podosporaceae. The coding region runs from base 1 to 666 and encodes 221 amino acids.
AUGUCCACCUCCCAAAAGACUCCGGUUCUGAGGCUCCCAUCGACCCCUCCACCACCAAUCCUGACCCUCACCCCCAAAACCCACACAACCAUCGAGAUUCGCCCCUUCCAUAUUUUCGAUGCCCGCCCUGUCGCCCGCAUAGCCAACAGGCCCCGCAUCGCCUCUUGCAUGCGGAAUACAUUCCCGUACCCCUACACAUCCAAAGAUGCCAAUCACUGGCUUCUCAUCGCUACCAGAUCUUAUUCAGAUCCGGAAACUAAACCGACCAAAUCCGGCAAACCUCUUCUCUUGGACUACGCCAUCAUCGUCAAUGGCGUACUCGUCGGCGAUAUCGGCCUCAAGCCUCUCUGGGAUGUCGAAUCCGACACUUUUGAGAUCGGGUACUGGCUAGGAGAAGAGUUCUGGGGCGUGGGGAUCAUGACGGCGGUCUUGAAGGAGUUUAUCGCUUGGGUUUGGGAGCAGUUUCCGACUGUUAGGAGGUUAGAGGCCAUGGUGUUUGACUUCAACGAAGGUAGUAAGAAGGUGUUGAGCAGGGUUGGGUUCGUUCAAGAGGGUGUGAAACGGGAGGCGGUGAGGAAGGGUGAUAAGAUACAUGAUAUGGUUGUUUUUGGGCUGUUGAGGCGGGAGUGGACUACACAGGUGCUUAGUGUCUCGGCAGAGCCAUGA